Topomyia yanbarensis is the source of this 3686-nucleotide messenger RNA. RefSeq names its product cullin-4B (gene Cul4). Bases 677 to 2956 code for a protein of 759 amino acids. The record is from RefSeq and is a predicted model, not a curated record. Gene Ontology annotation, biological process: DNA damage response; ubiquitin-dependent protein catabolic process; protein ubiquitination. Lineage: Eukaryota; Metazoa; Arthropoda; Insecta; Diptera; Culicidae. Gene Ontology annotation, molecular function: ubiquitin protein ligase binding. Gene Ontology annotation, cellular component: Cul4-RING E3 ubiquitin ligase complex. The transcript is spliced from 7 exons.
AGGCAAAAGAAAAGCCAAAGAAGUGGUGUGUGCAAAGCGGAUCGAAGGUUUGCUCGUGGAAAAGUGCUUAUAACAAAAGAAUCAUCAGUUUUCGAAAGCAAUCCAUGUUUCGUCCGAUCGUGCUAGACAUGCUGCUUUCCGUUAAUUAGAAACCAGGUCGAACUUCUAUCGUCGCUCGCGGAAAUUGUUGGAUUUGGAGAUUUUUCGACAAGGAAGAAGCAAAAUUCCAAUCCCCCAAACGCAAAUUGACAGCUGAACGGUGCGGAUUUGAUGGUAGGAAACUGGUUGUCCCUUUCGCACUUCGCGGUGUGUUUUGAUUCGAGCGAGGGAUUUCGCGGUUGUGUUCGUGAUACCGUUUGAUUGUGACAGCUAGAGCAACAACAAUAAUUUCUGGUCGCGAGGAAGAUUCACAUCUGCUCGCUAUCGUUUUGCGAGUGUCGUGUUAUAAUCUUGGAAAUAACAGUGUAAUAAGUAAAAUUUCAUCGUGAUUGUCCCCGCAAAUUUGGUCACAAUUUCGAGACGAAAGCGAGACUUGCCCGGAGCCGGUGGUGGUGGUGGUGGUAGUAGAAGUGGUCGAGAUCAAUCCGGAAAACGACUGAAAACAGGCACAGGAGCAGGAAGCAGCAGCAGUUUUGAUCCCGGAGCUCCAGAAGAGGAACUUCUGGCAGGCGGCGCAAUGAAUUUGACAGAAAACGAUCGGAAACGGGCCAAUUUUUCCGCCCUCAGCAAUACGAAUGGAGCGGUCAUCAAGAUGACCACCAACACAGGGACGGGCAAGCCUGGAGAUAUCAAAAAGAUUGUCAUCAAAAAUUUCAAAACUAAACCCACACUGCCGGAUAACUACCAGGAGCACACCUGGCAGAAACUCCGCGAAGCAGUGAUCGCCAUCCAGACGUCCAAGCGAAUCGAGUACUCGCUGGAAGAGCUCUACCAGGCGGUGGAAAAUAUGUGCAGCCACAAAAUGGACUCCCAGCUGUACGUCAAUCUGACGGCACUCGCGGAACAACACGUCAAGGCGAACAUUACACCCUUCCUGGCGGAAUCGAUCGACAAACUGGUCUAUCUGAAAAAGAUGAACGACUGCUGGCAAUCCCACUGUCAGCAAAUGAUCAUGAUCAGAAGCAUUUUCCUGUAUCUGGAUAGAACGUACGUCCUGCAGAAUCCGACCGUCCAUUCCAUCUGGGACAUGGGACUGGAGUUGUUUCGUGAUCAUAUCGCAAUGAACACACUGGUGCAAGCACGGACAGUGGAGGGAAUUUUAAUUUUGAUCGAAAAAGAACGUAAUGGGGAGACUGUGGAUAGGACUUUGCUUAAAAGUUUACUCAGGAUGUUAUCAGACUUACAAAUUUACAAGGAAGCAUUUGAACAGAAAUUCCUUGUCGCAACGAAACACCUGUACCAAUCGGAAGGCCAGGCUAAGAUGGAAGAGUUAGAGGUUCCUGAUUAUUUGCUACACGUUGACAAACGGUUACAGGAGGAAAACGAACGUCUCCUUCACUAUUUGGACAGUUGUACGAAACAUCAGCUGAUUGUGACAGUGGAACGUCAGCUUAUAACCGAACAUAUAACCGGAAUCCUACAAAAAGGACUCGAUCAGUUACUGGAAGGAAAUCGUCUCUCCGACCUCACCCUGCUGUACUCCCUUUUCAGCCGCGUUAAAAACGGAACAACGGAACUGUGCGGGUCGUUCAAUGCCUACAUCAAAAAGAAAGGGCGCACAAUCGUUAUCGAUCCGGAGAAGGAUAAAUCUAUGGUUCAGGAUCUUCUAGAUUUCAAAGACAAACUGGACAACAUUGUUAACUCAUGCUUCGAUCGGAAUGAAAAGUUCUCCAACUCACUCAGGGAAGCUUUCGAGUUCUUCGUCAAUCAGCGGUCGAACAAACCGGCGGAAUUGAUUGCCAAGUACGUGGACAUGAAGUUACGUGCCGGCAACAAGGAAGCCACCGAGGAGGAACUGGAACAGAUUCUGGACAAGAUCAUGGUUCAGUUUCGGUUUAUCCACGGUAAGGACGUGUUCGAAGCGUUCUAUAAGAAGGACCUAGCCAAACGGUUAUUGGUCGGUAAGUCGGCCUCGGUUGAUGCCGAGAAGAGCAUGCUAUCCAAACUGAAACAGGAGUGCGGCGGGGGAUUCACUUCCAAGCUGGAAGGGAUGUUCAAGGAUAUGGAACUGAGUAGGGAUAUUAACAUUGCAUUUAGGCAGUACAUGGCAAACUCAGAGAGUAAAGAACUGCAGAAUAUCGACCUGACCGUGAACAUCCUGACGAUGGGUUUCUGGCCAACCUACCCGGUGAUGGAGGUGACACUGCCUCAGGAAUUGCUACAAUACCAGUCGAUCUUCAAUAAGUUUUAUCUGGCAAAGCACAGUGGUCGAAAACUGCAAUGGCAGCCGACACUUGGGCACUGCGUGCUGAAGGCACGGUUCGAUGCAGGACUGAAAGAUCUGCAGGUUUCCCUGUUUCAGGGACUUGUGCUGCUGUUGUUCAACUACAGUCCGAAUAUAACGUUCGAGGAAAUAAAAGCGGGCGUUAACAUCGAGGAUGGCGAACUACGUCGCACACUGCAGUCUCUGGCUUGCGGCAAAGCCCGCGUACUCACCAAGAUUCCAAAGGGCCGCGAAGUGGAGGACAAUGACAAGUUCCAAUUCAACAAUGAGUUUACGAAUAAACUGUUUAGAAUUAAAAUCAACCAGAUCCAGAUGAAGGAAACGAAUGAAGAACAGAAAGCUACCGAAGAACGCGUCUAUCAGGACCGACAGUACCAAAUUGACGCGGCGAUUGUUCGCAUCAUGAAGAUGAGGAAAACGCUCAGUCACAAUUUGCUCAUUAGCGAGCUGUACAAGCAGCUAACCUUCCCAGUUAAGCCGGCUGAUCUGAAGAAACGCAUCGAGUCGCUGAUAGAUCGUGACUACAUGGAACGGGAUAAGGACAACCAGAAUCAAUACAAUUAUGUCGCCUAAGCGGUGGUCAGUCGUCAAUAAUCCAUCCCCACUAGUUAGAAGAGUGAGACAAAGCAAAGGACAUUUUGACCUUGUUCAAUUUUGCAUUAAAAAAGCAGUUCCAAAUGGAAAGUGUUUUCUCGAAGAUAGAUUUCGAGAUUAAUCAUAGAAUGGCAUCCUGAAUGCCCUUUUUUUUUAAAUCAACUACUCGGUUUAGGAACUGCACUGUGUAAGCGUAGCACUCACGUGUGUAAGGUAGACAACUUGGUUCCUUGAGAGCGUACUAUGUUGCGAUUUUUUAUUCUCUGUUGGACAAACCGUUUCAAGUGUCGAAUGUCAGGUAUGUGCGGACGCUGUUAGGUCUUAUUACAAUAAACAAAUUAAGAAGGGUAACGACCAGCUUUUUCCCUUAACACGGCGUUAGAAAACCUACUCCUAAGAACGUACUGCGCGGUGAUUGACAGUAGAAGGUGAGGAAUCACUAAACGACAGAACGACAAUUGCCUCCAGUUUAAAAAAUUCGACAGAAAGGGAAAAAUCAUAGAAUAGAAAUUAUACUACACUGAGAGCAACAAUUGAAAUAUCUUCUGUAAAUAGUUUGCGCAUCAGGUUGCUAUAGUGAUUAGAACGUAAAAGGUAAACAGAAACAUAUUAUUAUUAGUGACACUAAUGGAAUUAACUUAAAAUUGCAAAGUCUUUGAACAUCCUGUAAUUGCAACAAAAAAAGAAUAAAAUUUCUGGUAAAGUCAAA